Molecule: messenger RNA, 2810 nt
Organism: Ceratitis capitata (Mediterranean fruit fly)
Lineage: Eukaryota; Metazoa; Arthropoda; Insecta; Diptera; Tephritidae
Product: UPF0472 protein C16orf72 homolog
Exons: 6
Coding region: 921-1682 (253 amino acids)
Source: RefSeq, a predicted model, not a curated record
CGUAGUGAUAAAUGCAAAUUCUGUCACUUCUUUACUGAAUUUUGUUAAUUUAGCAUAUCUGCUAAGAGUGUAUAAAGUUCAUUUCUCUUUGAAAUAAUUUAUCUAUAUACAGAAAAACGCAAUAUAAAAUAAUAUUUGCAGUAAAUUAUAAACGGAUGGUCAGUGAAAUUUAUAAAUUAUAUAUAAAUAGCGGACAGAAAAGAAUUGAAGGAGUAUAAAAGAUGCCUAUGGAAUAAAAGCAAAAGUAGUUUUGCGGACAGAAGAAAGCAAGAAAACAACAUAAAUUAUUGAACGAAAGGUGGAAGGAAAGAUUUUGGGUGCUUAGUGUGUCUGUUUCUUGUUGCGUAGUGAAUCAGCUAGAAAAUUUUGCCUUUGUGCUGACUUUUAGGCUUAUUGAUCUAUACAACCACCAGCGAGAACCACCCUGUGUGCGUGCAUAUAUAUUAAAAAAAAAAAAUACAAAUGUAUAAGAAGAAUAGGUAAUCGCUGAAAACGGGAAACAUGGUUCGGUUUUGCUUGACUUUUGUAUGAAGUAAGCAGAUUCAGAUUCAAUAGCAGCAAAUGAAGAAGAAUAUUGCAAGCAAGCAGGCAAAAGAAUUUAGAAUAUAUUCAUCACCAAAUUAUAAAUCUCAGGUGCUGAGAUUGACAAUUGAUGGUAACAGCAGCACUUAGAAACAAUACUAUUCAGUGUAUAAGAACUUUGUGAAAAAAGACCAAUGACUAAAAUUGUGUAAUUGGAGUGUAUUUUAUUUUAAAAACUAUUACUUUUAUAUAAAACUACCAUUUGCGUGGUAAUUAAUUGUUUUGCAUACUGCCGCUAUAAUAAAAUUAAGUUUGUAGGAUAGACAAAAAAAUAAAACACAGCUAAACCAAAGGUACACUCAAUAAAACCUACGCAUAUAGAAGAUAAAGUAGAAAAAAUGCAACAAGAUUGUAGUGAAGAAAGUUGGCUGGAAGAGCAAUGUCAUCGGGAGAUCAACGCCCAACACGACGAGCACGAACGCGACUAUGCAAGGCAUCGUGAUAGUGCCUUAAGUAAUGUAUGGGGUGCAUUUCAGGAUUCGGCCACUGCAGUAGCACAUCUUUACAGAGAACGCUCGUCAAAUACGUAUCCUGAUACUGGCGCAUUAUGGCUUCCAUUCCAAACAGCUGCGGGUACGGUAACAACGCUUUAUAAAGAAGCAUGCGAUGGCGUUAAGCGUACCAGUGACUCAGCUGUGCAAUGCGGUUAUCAACGGCGUACACGGGAAUUGGCUGACUGGGCAAGGAGUAAAAAACGUCGUAUGAUACGUCGGGAGGAUCUUUUAGCCUAUCUGGCUGGCAAGCCGCUAACAAAUACAAAUCGUCGUUCACCAAAGCCAGAACAUUCGCACAAUCACUCAAGCCCCAGUGCUGUGUUCAAUAACAACGCUUCGCACCAUGCCACACCGCCUCAUGUUUGCAGUUCACACCAUCAUCACGCUCAGCAUCAACAUCAUCAAGCUAGUGGUGGAGCUGCUGCUAAUGAGCCAAACAAUGACUUGCACACAUUUAAGGAAGCUCUUGUCUUACGGCCACGUGGCCCCGAACUAUUUGCAUUUGUUGCCAACGAAAUCGCCCGUCACUGUAAACGUCCAGCCAGUCCCAUCGACGAUAAAAUGGACAUCUGCCAUUACAGCAGUAAACGUCAGCGUUUCAUGUAGAAUUUUUUUUUUUCAUUUAACUUAACUUACAAAGAUACAUAGUUUUAAAGCAAUUUACGCAUUAAAUAACCAUUGAAAUGGCAGUCAUAAAGGAUAUAUAAAAGCAAAAAAAAAAAUUGAAAAUUAAAAAUUAAACGAUAAUUUAGAACAUCUCAAGGAACUAUAGAAACCUAUUAAAUUCACAAUAUUGAAAAUAUAUUUGGUGCUUCUUGGCGGCAAUAUUGGCAAAUAAUGAAAUUAAAAUAUGAAACAAAAUAAAAAAUAAUAUCUAAAUGCGCGAUAUGCUCGUUUAUAUGCUGAACGUUACUUUGACACAAUAUAUCCUCUUAACUAAAAAAAAGAAAAACAUAUGCGCUUGUCCAAGUAUUUUACUUUUUUAUUGUAAAUUUGUUUAUAUCGCUAUACUCCUUUAAAAAAUUUUUUAAAAUUUUUUUGUACACUUACGACACUUUAGAAUGUUUUUCAAUACCCAAAAAAAAAAACAUUUUUUUGAAUUGCAUAUAAUUUAUGAGUAUUAUUGGUACAAUAUUUUACAUUUAUUGUGUUGGAAAAAUCGAAGUGAUACGCGCAUCAAAAUUUGAAUUUUAUUGAAAAAGAUACACACAUAUAAUUUGCUGCUUAUAAUUAUUCACAAACAAUUAUUCGAUCACAAAGUAAAGUGAUUUGUUUUAAGCAUAGUCACUAAAAUACGCUAUUUCAAUAACAAUCAUAUUCAUCUGAAGUAAAUGGCUUAUCUAAUCAUUUAUGUAAGCUUAGAUAUUUUAUUGAAGUUUAUGUACGAGUACAUGGAAAAUUGAAAAGUUAAGAAAGUAAAAUGUGAUGUAAAUUAUGCACACAAGUAUUUAGAAUUUAGUUUGAGGUUUGUUAAAAAAUUGUCUACUAUUUAGUUAUAUAUAUGUACUUGUACUAAGUGCUAUUAUUUAAGCGUUGGGAUAUUUAUAUCAACAAAAAAAAAGGAAAAAGAAGAAAGUCCUCGUAUUCAUAUGCUAUUGAAAUAUGUACGUUGUAAGCGUAUAUAAUUGUAUAAUUUAAAUGAUAUGCGUACAUACAUAGGAAUGCAUGCGCGAUGUAUAAGCAUAAAAUAACAACUUUGUGAAGAGAAAUAAUACAUCUAAUGGAAACUAAUAA